Molecule: messenger RNA, 246 nt
Organism: Paraglomus occultum
Lineage: Eukaryota; Fungi; Glomeromycota; Glomeromycetes; Paraglomerales; Paraglomeraceae
Source: the annotation of a GenBank genome assembly
AUGACAAACGUUGGUCGAGCUGCCGCGAACAAUAAGCAUGGUGGCCAGAACGAGGAGCUAGCAUCAACUCAAAAAAAGAAUAAAAUCUCAGACAAAAUGCAAACACCUUGGCAACCAGAGGAGGAUUUCAUGCUUCUUAACUUGUUUCACACUGGUUCAGCAAUUGCUGCCUAUGUGAAGAACUAUCUCGAGAUAUUCUGCAUCACAUCGUUAUUCAACAAAGUAUCAAACACCCCACAUUUUUAA